AUGCCUGUAAAGUCUCAUCAGGUCUCAAGGCCAAAGUCCAAGCGGUCUACAUCUUCUUCAGUGCUUGCACGACAAAAGAAGCUAGAACUGGAGGCGGCAGAGGCAAAGGCAAAGAUUCAAAUGGAACUGAUAGACAAACGUUUAGCGGCGAACCUAGCAGAAAUUGACGACGAGCGUAGUGUAAGGUCUGAUUACACUAACAAGGAGGUAGAGGAGUGGUUGGAGCGCAGCCAUCGCGAACUAGAAGCACAGCCCGUCCACGAUCAGGGUCAGACAACGGACGUGCCGUGCGCGCCGGUCAAAUGGGAUACCGGCACUAAGGGAACAGUUCAACUCCUGGCCAGCGCACUUAAGGAUCUUACAGCCGCUUCUACCAGCAACAAUCUUAACUCCAACCUGUUAAGUAGAAAUUGUACACCAAAAGACUUACCGUUGUUUUGUGGAGACCCCAUGGAGUGGCUUCAUUUCAAACAGGCGUAUGAAGAGUCUACCAAGGUCUGUAAUUUCAAAGAGAAUUAA
Molecule: messenger RNA, 519 nt
Organism: Arctia plantaginis
Lineage: Eukaryota; Metazoa; Arthropoda; Insecta; Lepidoptera; Erebidae
Source: the annotation of a GenBank genome assembly